Molecule: messenger RNA, 1505 nt
Organism: Bursaphelenchus okinawaensis
Lineage: Eukaryota; Metazoa; Nematoda; Chromadorea; Rhabditida; Aphelenchoididae
Source: the annotation of a GenBank genome assembly
AUGGUCAAUUUCGGCCAACCUAGCGGUUUCCAAAAUGUCACGGUAAUCGGCGGAGGCUUUAUGGGAGCUGGCAUUGCUGAGGUAAGGGGCUUUAUAGAAUAGAUUUUUUUGUAAAAUACGAAACAUUUAUUACAUCGAUUUCUUGUAAAAUAUGAAGAUCUGUAUAUUUGAGUAUGUGCAAUAAAAAAAGGUUAAAAAAUUAAGUAAUUUUAGGCAUUUGCAGCCAAAGGAUUUGAUACAACCGUAUACGAUUUGGAUGACAAAGCAGUAUCUAGAGCCAAGAAAAAAAUUGAAGUAAGCAUCAGGAAAGCCCACAAAGGUCGAUUUGAAACUGUAAGAACAUUGAGUAUUUUAUAUACAUUUUAUUUUGUAUACAUGUAAUGUAAGCUUUAGAGUCGGAGCUGCUCUGGAGCCGGCUCUGGAACUCUUAACAAUUCUGUUUGUAUAAGUAAGUAUAUAUGUACAUGUACAUAUGACUAAUUUCAGGACAUCCACAACUACAAUUUGCAUGUUUUUUCGCAUUUAAAAUUUUCGACAAAUUUCGAGAAUUCAGUGAAGAACGCUGAUCUUGUAGUAGAAGCCAUUCCCGAGAACCUAGAAUUAAAACAGAAUUUGUUUGCAAGGUUAGAAAAAAGAUGUGCUCCGUCUACGGUAUUCGCUACAAAUACAUCGUCACUCUUGUUGAAACAGAUGAGUGAAAAGAUGCAGAACAAAUCUAGGCUUGGAGGGCUACACUUCUUCUUUCCCGUACCCCAAAGUGGAGUUGUUGAGGUAGGUUUGUAGUAAAAAUAAUAAGAAAAGGGCCUGACCUGCCUUCCUCUGAUUGAUUUUAAACUCUUUUUAUAGAAAAAGCAUAUAUUUUUUGUGUUUUAGGUUAUGAAAAGUGAGUACACAAGCGACGAACUCUUCCAACGACUGGUCAAAGUUGCUGUAGAAUUGGGAAAACAUCCGUUAAAGUGCAAGGUAAAUUAAAAAACAAAAAUACUUACUUUAUUAAUUGUACUCUCAUACACCUUCAUUAGGUCAAUAGUACCACUUUAAACCAUUUUUUGUUUUAGGACACUCCAGCUUUCAUAGUGAACAGGAUUAUCAACGUAAUGUUUGAUCAAGCCUUCCAAAUGGUAGAAGACGGUAUUUGCUCGGUAGAAGAUGUUGAUAUUGGAUUAGAAAAAGCCAUGGGACAUCCAAUCGGACCUUUUAAAACUUUGGACAGAAUUGGGCUUGAUACUGCCAAAAAGGUUCGAGAUGGUACGUGACUAAGCUUUUUUUUAAUUUUUUUACAUUUUAAUUAAUUUUUCAUUUUAAAAUUUUGAAGUUUAAAUUUUUGUUUUAAUUUUUGGCUUUAAUUUUUUUAUUAAAAUUAUUUUUCAGAAAUUGCUCGUCUUUAUCCUGACCUAAUCAAAGUGCGUAGUAACAGUAUAUUGGACAAGCUGGUCAAAGAAGGUCAUUUGGGAGUGAAGACUGGCCAAGGCUUCUACAAAUACAGCAAAAAGGCUAAAUUGUAA